ACAUCGAAAAUAUACUUUCUCUAUAUGAAGCAGACUCUAUCAACAUAUAUAAAUGUGGGUAUUAUAUGUGUAGGCAUUUGACAGUUGUUCAAAAGAAUAAAAAUGUCUCAGAGGAUCCUGAAGGUUACCACAUUCGACACCGCUCCUCCGCUACUGCCUCAACAUGGAGUAGCGAAGAGAGCUUUAGCAUCGCAAGUUGGAAAUAAUCGUUUAUUGCCAGAAAACUUGACCAAAGUGAAAAACACAGCAGAGAUUCCAAAAUCGCUGCGUUGUAUAUGCCCAUCCCAGGAUACGUUGAAAAUAAAAAGUAAAAUAAGAAGCAUUUCAUAUAAUUCAACUGGAAGCCGACUAUACAUAGCCACUAGAGAUGUAAUAUACCUGUUAAACACCCAGACCCUGGCUGUGGACUUCAGUCUUAGCGUAAAAUGCACAAUGCUCAUUGCCCAUCCAAAGUUACCAGAUUGUUUUGCACUUUUACUUCAGGGUACCAAUUCCUCAAAACCUUCUGUAAAGAUUUAUGAAGUAAAGAAAAAUACAAAAAACCUGAAAGGAGAAUUGGUUGUAACUCAUGUUAUAACUAGCGCAUUUGAAGACAGUUGGUAUACAGGUUGCUGGUCCUUGGAUGGACGUUUCAUUGCUCUAGUAGACAGAGAUGAUAUUCUGCAAUUCGUAGAUCUGAAUGAGUGCAUUCAAAACGUAAAUAAAGAGUUACAAAAGGAACAUUCAAUAAAACUAGAUUGUGAAGCCUAUGGACUAUUGUAUACUUUAGAUUCCUUGAUAAUUCAGAGGGUAGAUGGUGCCAUUCAAAUCAUAAAUGAUUCUAAGGAUUCUAUUGUAGAAAGGGCACAUUCUCAUAUUGUAACGGCUGCAUCUUUUAGUAAAAGCACUAAUAUUCUUGCUACCGGUGGAAGUGAUCAUGUGGUCAAUAUUUUUGACAUAAAUGAAGAUUAUACAUGUGUUGGUACAUUUCCUAGGAUCGAAGGUCAAAUUAGCAGCCUUUCAUUUAGUACUGAUGGAACUUUUUUGGCUUGGGGAACAAAAGACACUGCUGCAACUCUAGACUUGCAAGCUGGUUCAUAUUCAACCACCAGUGAUUUGUCAAUGCAUCGGGAUGAUAAGUUAGGAGGGUCUGGAAAUGAUGUGGCCACCGAGGACUUUUCACUCACUGUAGCUGCUAUCAACCCAUGUGAAAUCUAUUACCAACACAACACACCGUGCUCCGUUACACAUGUCGCCUUUUCUCCAAACAAAUACGUUAUCGCAUAUGCUUGUGAUUUUGAUGCUUUUCCCAAAUCGGGGCAUAGUACACACUCCAACCUUGUUGGAUUCUUACAUUUGUAA
This is a messenger RNA of Theileria equi strain WA, 1341 nucleotides long. RefSeq lists its product as hypothetical. The transcript has 3 exons. Gene Ontology annotation, biological process: mRNA export from nucleus. The record is from RefSeq and is a predicted model, not a curated record. The coding region runs from base 103 to 1341 and encodes 412 amino acids. Gene Ontology annotation, molecular function: protein binding. Lineage: Eukaryota; Apicomplexa; Aconoidasida; Piroplasmida; Theileriidae. Gene Ontology annotation, cellular component: THO complex part of transcription export complex.